Messenger RNA from Drosophila takahashii, 1757 nucleotides. It is a transcript of the gene key, whose product is annotated as NF-kappa-B essential modulator kenny. The record is from RefSeq and is a predicted model, not a curated record. Gene Ontology annotation, molecular function: K63-linked polyubiquitin modification-dependent protein binding. Gene Ontology annotation, cellular component: cytoplasm; nucleus. Lineage: Eukaryota; Metazoa; Arthropoda; Insecta; Diptera; Drosophilidae. Gene Ontology annotation, biological process: regulation of canonical NF-kappaB signal transduction.
GGCCGUCUUUUUGAGCGGCAGGCGUUCACACUGGCAAUCAGCUGUUUUUCCUUACAGCAACAACUCAAAAUAAAUAUUAUUCUCGGAGAAAUUGUUUCUUCCCGGAAUUGUUGGCAGAAGUAAAGAGCGAUAAGAUAUACACCCUCGAUCCGAAAAACAUCUGGCUGGCUUUUUUAAUUCUCCGCUGCGGAAUUUAUCGAUUUGUCAAGCAGGCCGCGGCAGUCGGGUCAGAAAAAGGGGAUUCCCAGGUAAACUGUGACCGCAGUCGCUGACCAAAGAUCGCUGCCUAUGAUCAAAACCGGUCAGUGCUACAACGGCGCCAUGUCUGAGGAGGAGUCGUUCGUCAUUCUGGGCAGCUCGCCGUACUCCUCGCUUCUGCCGGAAGGAAACUCCCUGGUCUUCGACGGCCUGGACGACGUUCAGGAGACCAAGGAGCCCCCUGUGGCCGCGACAAGCAUGACUGCCUCGCAGGUGGACUCCGGGUCAUCGCAGCACCAGUCGCUGGCGGCCAGCUUCAUCCUGGGCGAAGUGCAGUCCGAGGUCCUAAAGAACAGUGUUUACUCGCAGUUUCCCAGCCUAUGCUCGCUGCAGGCUUCCGCCGAGGAUGUGGUCAAGCUGCAGAACAUGAUGACGGAGUACAUAACCCUGAAGAACACACUUGACAAGGUCAACCACACCAUGCUGGAGUACCACAAGUUGACCCAACAGUGGCGCCAGGAGGCCGCCGACCGGGAGCAGCAGUACAAGGAGCAGCUGCAGGCGUGCCAGGGGCAGAUCGAGCAGCUUCGCGAGGAGAACCAGAAGUUGAAGGAGGACCUGGAGACCAAGAUGGUUCAGAUCGAGGUGGUGCAGGACUUUAGCCAGAAGGAGCAGGACGAGCUGAGGCAGAGCAUAUCCGAGAAGAAGUCGCUGAUUGACAAUAUGCGCGUGGAGAUCGACAAGCUGCAGCAGCUGAAGAUGCACUCGUUCGAGUUCGUACCUGAGGAGGGAGACAAAACGGAUCAGGAUCCCGACAAGGCCUUGAACUAUGUGCAAAGGGACGAGCACGAUCGCCAAGUGCGCGAGUUGCAGCGCCAGCUCUCUAAGCUGGUGGCGGAGAACCUGGAGAUUAACGACAUGAAAAAGACCUACAUUGAGGAGAUCGACUGUCUGAAGGUCAACUACACCAGUGCCCAGGAGCUGAUGGCCAAAAUGCAGCGUGACAUCGACGAACUGAAGGCCAAGGACGUGCAGAAGCAGGAGGUGAUCGAACAUCUGCAGACCCAGAACGACAUAUACCGCAGGGACUUUGAAAUGGAGCGGGCAGAUCGCGAGAAGAACGCUGGCGAGAAGGAUCAGUAUCUAAUGGACUUGCGGUCGCUGCAGAGGAGGAACCAGGAGCUCAUCGAGGCGCUGGCCGAGUCGCACAAGGCCAAAAAGUCGGCCUCGCCGUCGCCCUCCUCUUCCCUGAGUUCCAGCAGGAGCAGUCUGCGGGAGGAGCAGAGACCAGUAAGAGUUCUCGAGCCAACUGGAGCCGCCUCACGGACUUCGGACGCCACUCUGCGCUGUCCCAUCUGCUCAAAGUCCUUCAACAACUUAAGUGUGCUUCAGAGCCACGUCAACGAUUGUUUGGACAAGAAUUAACCACAAUUACUAACCAUUAUUAUAUUUUUGUAGUCUACAUUGUAUUGUUUAAGCCUAAAGAUUGGCCAACCGGCUAAUUGCACAUUAUAAAAAACACAGAAAAAACACUAAUUACAGUUACGUUAGCAAUGAAA